Mesocricetus auratus (golden hamster) is the source of this 4044-nucleotide messenger RNA. RefSeq names its product regulator of G protein signaling 5 (gene Rgs5). NCBI's taxonomy places the organism in Eukaryota, Metazoa, Chordata, Mammalia, Rodentia, Cricetidae. The coding region runs from base 111 to 656 and encodes 181 amino acids. The transcript is spliced from 5 exons. The record is from RefSeq and is a predicted model, not a curated record.
UAUAUUUCUCAGCGGGAAAGGCUGUCCCAGACUGUGUUGAAGUUUCCAGACAUCCACCCAGCUGUUGAAAAGUUCGUGCUCAAGGCUGAGGACCUAAGCCAUUUGUCAAAAUGUGUAAGGGACUGGCAGCGCUGCCGCACUCAUGCCUGGAAAGGGCCAAGGAAAUCAAGAUCAAGUUGGGAAUUCUCCUCCAGAAGCCAGACUCUGCUGUUGACCUUGUCAUUCCGUAUAAUGAGAAGCCGGAGAAGCCAGCCAAGACCCACAAGCCCUCGCUGGACGAGGUCCUGCAGUGGCGCCAUUCCCUGGACAAACUUCUCCACAACAACUAUGGACUUGCCACCUUCAAGAGCUUCCUGAAGUCUGAAUUCAGUGAGGAAAACCUUGAGUUCUGGGUUGCCUGUGAGGAUUAUAAGAAGAUCAAGUCCCCAGUCAAAAUGGCGGAGAAGGCAAAGCAAAUUUAUGAAGAAUUCAUCCAGACUGAGGCUCCUAAAGAGGUGAACAUCGACCAUUUCACUAAAGACAUCACCAUGAAGAACCUGGUGGAACCUUCCCCGAGAAGUUUUGAUCUAGCCCAGAAAAGAAUCCAUGCCCUGAUGGAGAAGGAUUCGCUGCCCCGCUUUGUGCGCUCUGAGUUUUAUAAGGAGUUAAUCAAGUAGUAAUCUGAUCAGGCUUCAAAAAAUCCACCCUGUGAGUUGAGUUUCAUCUUCUGUAAUAACACAGCAUCCCCCUAGUCCUGCACAUUUUCCUAUAACAGCUUUGUCCAAGAUAUCCAAAGGCAAAUCCUAGACUGUGUUGCUAACUCUUUUGCUUGUGUUGACUUGGAGGUGGAUCUGUUGUCUCCUAAGGGCCUUCACUCCUAUUUCUUCUUUCUGACUGCUUUAUAAUGAAGGUCUGUCUACCAAGUUUCUGCUCGACUGAGUCACUGAAAAAAAAUCUUGUUUAAUGUAAAACUGUCUGUGAAAAGUAUAGGUGAUAGAUUGUUCUUUAACUGGGCUGAAAAGACAAAAAGAAGCAAGGGUCCCCUUUCAAGGGGAUUUGGUUGGUUUUCUUUAUUGUUUUAAUUCUCAUCCUCUAAUGAUUUCUGAAUUCAGCUAGUAAAAAGCAGGGAGAUGUCCAUAAGGCUGCCAUCACUUGAUUUUUAAGCAAGCACAUUAUUUACCAUACUGAGCUCUCCCUCCUAGAAUACCUUUGUAUUAGCUGGACAUUCUAAAGAAGAGAUACAAUGAAUAGAGUAUGCUUUACAAAAUCAAUCUGAAGAGAUUUCAUUUAAAUUCAGCUCUCACACCUCCAAGUCAGCCUUUGACUCUCUCGAUUAGAAAUGCUAAGUACCCCAAAAACCUAAUUGAACUAUUUCUUGAGUAAUGAAAACAAUUUUGACUUUAAAUAUUUUAUUCAUACUAGUGGAAAUAUCAAAAUGUCUGAAAAUUCCCAAAAGAGUUACAAAUUCACUUACAUGGCUCCUGUUUUGGAGACCUCGAUUGGCCAUGCUUGCACACUGUGUGAGUGGCUAGGCUUGUCAGCGGAGGGUGAGGUGGGCAGGAAGGACGCCUCAAGGGCAGUGCUGUGAGGCUACAAAAGAGAGCUUCAGUAGUCAAUGGCCUCAUUAUAUAUCUGUAUCUCUAUAUAACUUUAAAUUUAAAGCAAUAUAUACACACAUAUAUAUAUAUUCUUCUAACAUAUAAGGCAGUAGAUGGGAGGUAAGUAUUCUGGCUCCAAAAGAGAAACCAAAUGUGUUAAAGUUGGCUUAGAAACUUUUUGGAGGAAAGAACUCUCUGUGUUAGUAGCGGUUUCUAUGGUAACAAGAAGAAAAUACAUUCUUUUAAAUCUGAGAAAUUAGAAAAAGUGGGAUGACCUUUGGAGGAAAAGAAUGUGUAGCACUUAUUUAGCAUUCCUUCCCCCUCCUCCCCCUGCUCUCCAGCUUCCCUUGAGCAAAUUGUGUGAGAAAGUAUGAAACUUAGUGUGUGAGCCUGUGGUACUUGUGUCUCACUCUUCCAGAGAGCACAGCCAUGGCUGAACGUGGGUCUGGCAUGUAGGGAAGUGUUGGGACUAAAUUGUGAUCAAUGGACAAGAGGAUUCGCUUCUUGUUCUUGAAGGAAGCCUAUGAUUAGCCUCGGAACUGACCCAUAAUCUGGGUUUCUGUCUGAGUUUGAUAUAGUUCUGGAUUGAGGGUCACAUUGAUAUUUAAAUCAAAUCGGCAAAAAGAGACCAUCAGUUCAAAAGAAACUGAGGAGGCUGUGUCUCAUGUGUGUCUGUUAGAACAGGGUAGUUAAUGUAAACAGACACACACACACACACACACACUUCUAUAUAGAGGACACCUUUUGAAAGGCAGACUCAAAUGCAUGGAAAUAUUUUAUUCUCUUCUCAUACUCCAAGCACCAUCAUCAUUUAAUGUAUAAUUUGGACUUUAAGCAAUUUUUCAUUUCAAAUUCAGGAGAUGAACUUAAUGAAAAAACAAGUUUUUCUUUUAUCCCAUCUACGGAUUUCACUUGACUGAUGCAUUCUCUGUAUAAAAUCCAUUCCAACAAGAAUUAGAUUACUUACUGAACAGCAGUGGGCAUCCAUUAACAAAUCAAUUAAUAAACUAAUAAGCACUCCUUUCUAGGGUUUUGCCAAACUAUUCCAUCACACAAGUGGUGGUUUAAGAAUUGCUUAAGUGGCUAGUCAAUUUGGAGGAAUGACUUUCACUCCUGAAACUUAACAGGCAUUUGCAUCACUUCCUGGGAAUUUAGCAGAUUUGAAAGAUAAUGGGACACAAGGAGAAGGGGAAUAAAGCAGAAAGAGGAAAUAGCAAAGAAGUAAGUGCCCAGUCCUGUGAUAUUAGCCCUCUGACUAGGAAACAGAGAGGAACAGCCCAGUGUGAAAGAAGACCAAACUGUAUCAUACUGUUAUCCUGGGGGUUUGCAGAAAGGCAUUUCAGGCUCACAAUGAGGCAAGGCAAAGACGUUCAUCUUAAAAUCCUACAGGAAACGGACUAGAGAAAAUAGCAACUAUGGAGGGCUUCUAUUCCAUUAAACCUGUGGGUGCCAGGAAGCAGGGAGUGGAGGGGCCAGUUUGGAGCAGCCAAGCAUCCAAACCCCAGAGCUAAGGAACUCUAGGCAGGUUUGGGAUAUAGAGUCGUGGUGUAAAGGCUCUCGAGCAUUGAGUUUCCCUCUAUUCUACAAGCAUUCUAGCACCCAUUUAACAUCCUCUUAGUACAAAGCCCUCUGGUGAACAAUUUAAAAGUCACUUCUACUGUUAAACACACUUUCCCUAAAUAAGUCCAGUGGCUAAGGAGAGCAAUUGAUAACCAAAGAAAAGUUUCCUGUAGCCCCAGUAACCACUGUGGGACUGAAAAGGUUGACUUUCACCACUGGAUAUAUCCGGGACACUAAAUGGAAGCUUAUAGGAGAGAAUGGUGACUACAACACAUAGUCAGAAUCUUUGGAGUUUUAUUCUUAAUUAACUGUUUACUAUUAAUCAUAUACAUCAAGUAGAGAAGCUAUGUAGCCAUCGUACUCAUAUCCAGUUAAACAUGCUUCUUACAAGUUAUCCCUUCCCUCAUUUGACAUGCCUUUUUCCUCCUCAAUCACUUACCCUCCUCUCUUCCCUCUCUGAAACAUUGUGUCUCACUGUACUUCAGUAAUAAUGAAUAUGUUAAGAGCACUUAAGUUCCUGUCUAGGAAGAGGUACAGGCAAAAGCAUAGCCAAAAUAAAGGGGGAUGCUGAGAAACAUGCCACAGGAGGAAAGUAACCUCAAUAAUGUUUGACAAAUAUUCUGUCAUGAAAUCAUCAGGACGUAAAGGAACGUAAAAGAAUGCAGUUUUGGAUUUUUUUUAAAUUCUACAGCUUGGGAAGUCGUUUUUUGAGGGUAGAAUGGAAUAGAAAUGAGAGGCUUUAGUAAGUCCUGUACCGACAUUUUACUCAUAAGUUUUAAAUUCUGGACCAAUUAUGUUUGUUUUCUGUUAACUGUAUCCAAUAUUUUGUGUAAUAUGUAACUCACUCUUUUUUGGUAUGUAACUCACUCUUACUGAUAAUAAAAUAAAUAUUAACCUAUAACAGAAA